AAUAAAGCAUAGGCCACUCUUACAUUAUCUCUCCAAUAAUAACUAUUACUGUACAUCCAUACCCACCAUAUGCAACGACAAAGAAUAAGGCCUCCUUUUCUCCAAUUUUCUGAAUUCCAAUACUAAAUACAACCCGGCCGUGUUGCUCAGAUCGAGAUCAACUUGCUAGGUAGAAAAUGGGCUCUGAAACGCCAAAACCUCACGUAGUUAUUGUCCCAUUUCCAGCGCAAGGCCAUGUCUCCCCCAUGAUGCAACUAUCCAAGCUCCUCCACUCCAGAGGCUUCCACGUCACCUUCGUCAACACCGAGUUCAACCACAGACGUCUGAUCAGGUCUCGAGGACCGGAGUCGGUCAAGGGACUGACCGACUUCCGCUUCGAGACCAUCCCGGACGGGCUUCCGCCGUCCGACCGGGACGCGACACAGGAGGUGCAGCCGCUGUGCGACUCGACCCGGAAGAACUGUCUUGUUCCGUUUGUGGAGCUGUUGCACAGGCUGAAUUCGACGCCGGGGGUGCCUCCGGUUACGUGCGUGGUUUCCGAUGGGCUUAUGAGCUUUGGUAUUGAAGCAGCCAAAGAGGUUGGAGUUCCAGAGGUUCAGUUCUGGACUGCUUCGGCUUGUUCGUUCAUGGGGUACCUCCAUUUUCGAGAGCUCAUUAAAAGAGGCAUUUUCCCAUUGAAAGAUGAGAACUUCAUGAGCGAUGGUACUCUUGAUACUCCCAUUGAUUGGAUACCGGGCAUGAGGAACAUCCAACUCAAGGACCUCCCGAGCUUUCUGAGAACCACCGACCCCAAUGAUAUCAUGUUUGAUUUCCAGGGAGAGGAAGCACAAAAUUGCUUGAAAUCUCCAGCGAUAAUCUUCAACACCUUUGAUGGAUUCGAACAGGAAGUGUUGGAGGCAAUCUCUUCAAGAUUUCCCAACAUUUACACCAUCGGACCACUUAGCUUGCUGUGCAAGCAAGUGAGUGAUAGCCAAGUCAAUUCACUGAAUUCAAGUCUAUGGAAAGAGGACCCAAAAUGUAUUGAAUGGCUAGACCAAAAGGAGCCUAACUCAGUUGUGUAUGUGAAUUAUGGAAGUGUCACAGUGAUGAGUGGGGAACACUUGAAGGAAUUUGCAUGGGGGCUUGCAAACAGCAACCACCCAUUUUUGUGGGUUGUUAGGCCUGAUGUUGUCAUGGGUGAUUCAGCAAAACUGCCUGAAGAUUUCUUAGAGGAGACCAAGGAUAGAGGAUUGCUAGUGAGUUGGUGCGCUCAAGAACAAGUGCUGGGUCACCCGUCUGUGGGGGCAUUCCUGAUGCACUGUGGGUGGAAUUCCAUGACAGAAGCAGUGUGCGGAGGCAAGCCGGUGAUUUGCUGGCCUUUCUUCGCAGAUCAACAAACGAAUUGUCGAUAUGCAUGCACGCACUGGGGCAUGGGAGUAGAGGUGAACUACGAUGUGAAGCGCGACGAGGUUGAAGCUCUUGUUAGGGAAAUGAUGGAAGGGGAAGGGGGGAAGAAAAUGAGAAGCAAAGCCAAGGAGUGGAAGAAGAAAGCAGAAGAAGCUGUAGACGUUGGGGGAUCAUCUUACAAUAACUUUGAUAGGUUCAUAAAGGAAGCUCUUCUACAUAAAGAGUAAAUCAGAUAAUAAUUGGAGAAGUACUGCUGCAGUCCAAGAAAAAUGCUCCCCUCAAUAACUGCCCGAAAUCCAAUGAGUCCAUCCCUUAAUUGUGAUUUCUGGGCAUUUUUCUCGAUCUGUUUAUCUUGAACCAUAGAGCUUUCCAUACUAUUACUCCAUGUGUCUAUGUAAAAGGAGUUGUAUAUGGUUGAUGCAGCACAAUUGUAAGGAAACACAAAAUUAGCACGAGUUAAAAUCCGUUGAUUCGCGCACGAAUAUCCGAAAUUUAAAUCCCUCUUUAUAC
Rhododendron vialii is the source of this 1896-nucleotide messenger RNA. RefSeq names its product linamarin synthase 2-like. The record is from RefSeq and is a predicted model, not a curated record. Gene Ontology annotation, molecular function: UDP-glycosyltransferase activity. Lineage: Eukaryota; Viridiplantae; Streptophyta; Magnoliopsida; Ericales; Ericaceae. Bases 177 to 1613 code for a protein of 478 amino acids. The transcript is spliced from 2 exons.